AUGGGCGUCUGCUGGAAGCAACUCAGUGUCAUUGGCGAGGGCGUGGGCGAGCAGUUCAUAACCACAACCGGCGAUCCCUUCAUUGGUCUGUUCAAUCUCGUGAACCCGUUUUUCUGGGUCCGCAAGUGCACGAACCGAGAAGGGAGCUCCAAGAAGAUCACAAAGACGAUCCUUUACCCCAUGGAUGGCUGCUGUCAAGAGGGCGAGAUGAUCCUGGUCCUGGGCAGGCCUGGUUCGGGCUGUUCAACCCUCCUGCGAGUCCUCGCCAAUGAUCGCAAGAACUACAAGAAGGUCCUGGGCGAGGUGACCUUCAACGGCCUGAGUGCAGAAACUGUCCAUAAGCAUUACAAGGGCGAGGUCCUCUACAACCAAGAAGAUGAUUUCCAUUAUCCAACGCUGACUGUCCGCCAGACUCUGGACACGGCCAUCAAGGCCAAGACCCCGCGAGCGCGUCUGCCAGACAUGUCCAGCCGCAAGGACUUUCGAGAAAAGUUUCUCGAUGUCCUCACCACCAUGUACGGUUUGACUCGCCAGAAGGAAACCCUUGUUGGAAACGCGUUCAUCCGCGGUAUUUCCGGUGGAGAGCGAAAGCGCCUCUCGAUCGCCGAGCAGAUGGCCACCCGUUCGAGCAUCAACAUGUGGGACGGAUCCACGCGUGGUCUCGAUGCAUCCUCCGCUCUCGACUACGUCAAAUCCCUCCGUGUCCAGACCGACUUGCUACGACGUGCCACCUUGGUCUCGAUCUAUCAGGCCUCCGAGAAUAUUUACGAUCUGUUUGACCAGGUCCUAUUGCUCUACGAUGGACACUGCAUCUUCUUUGGGCCCGCAGAGCAAGCGCGCCAGUACUUUAUCAACAUGGGUUUCAGUUGUCCUGCCCGUCAGACUACAGCCGAUUUCCUAACGGCUGUCACAGACCCACAUGAGCGCAGACCUGCAGAGGGCCUCGAUCCAAACAUCGCGUCGAACAUGCCAAGCACACCAGAGCAGUUUGAGGCUCUUUACAGGCAAUCUGAGUUCUAUGAGCAGACGCUCAAGCAACUUGCAGAGUACGAGGCCGAGUUGGAAAACAGGGAGGCAGAUGACACCUUUAUGGAGGCCACACGCCAGACCAAGCAGAAGCAUGUCUCUGUUAAGAAUCCGUACACGAUUACGUACCUGAACCAGAUCUGGGCCAUGACCGUCCGCCAGGUCCAGCUGGUGAAAGGAGACAUUGGCAGUUUAAUCUCCCGUUAUGGUUCUAUGCUUAUCAAGGCAUUUGUGGUCGGUACCUGUUUUCUGUUGCUUCCUACGAACAGUUCAGGCGCGUUCACCAGAGGAGGUGUACUGUUCUUUUCGUUGCUGUUCAAUGCUCUGAUUGCACAGGCCGAGUUGCCGACGGCAUUGCAGGGUCGUCCUAUCUUGUACAAGCUCAAGAACUAUGCUAUGUAUCGCCCUUCGUCCUUUGGUCUCGCCCAAAUCGUUCUCGACAUCCCGAUCAUUGUAGUCCACAACCUGCUCUUCGCCAUCGUUCUCUACUUCCUUUCAGGCCUUCAGCGUACUGCUGGAAAAUUCUUUGUCUUUGUUUUGAUCCUAUCCCUGGCAACGGGAUGUAUGACAGCCUUCUUCCGCAUGUGGGGAUGCGCUUCAAAGACCUUUGAUGAUGCUACAAAGUAUUCUGGUGUCCUUCUGCUGGCCUUGGUUCUCUACUCUGGGUAUCUGAUCCCUUACCAGGCUAUGCAUCCUUGGUUUAUUUGGAUCUUCUGGAUAAACCCGCUGGCCUAUGCGUUUAAAGCGCUGAUGGCAAACGAAAUGUCAGGACUACGGUUCUCUUGCGAGGCUCCAUACCUGAUCCCGUACGGUCCGGGCUACGAUAACCUUGCGAACCAGGUCUGCACUUUGGCUGGAUCCAAGCCAGGCCAGAACUACGUCGAUGGACCCGAUUACAUGUAUGGUGCUUUCCGCUACAAGGCCUCUCAAAUGUGGAUCAACAUUGUGGCUGUGCUGCUCUUCUGGAUUUUAUUCGCCGCUUUGACUGCCUGGGCCAUGGAAGCCAAGGAGUUUGGCAAGGGAGGUUUUAGUACAAACGUCUUCAAGCGACCUAAGAGGUCCAAGGCAGGAGCCCCUGACGGUCCGGCUAACGGCCAUAUAGCUCCUGAUGUGGAGCGUGGUAUGGAUCCAAACUCUUACCAAACACAGCAGCCCGCAGGGGGAUCUGUUUUUUCGUGGGAGAAUUUGGACUAUGUUGUCCCUUACAAGGCCGACCCCUCUGGCAAGAAGCAGCUCCUGAACAAGAUCGCAGGUCUGGUUAGGCCCGGAACAAUGACUGCACUCAUGGGAUCCUCUGGUGCAGGAAAGACGACCCUCUUGGAUGUUCUCGCUCAAAGAAAGAGCAUGGGCACUGUAACAGGUCAGGUCGAGGUCGAUGGGCAGCCUCUGCGUCGUGAUUUCCAGCGCACCACCGGAUACUGCGAGCAGCUCGAUGUACACGUUCCCGAGUGCACUGUUCGUGAAUCACUCCAGUUCUCAGCAUACCUGCGUCAGCCAGCUGAGGUCUCUGAGGCCGCGAAGGAUGCGUAUGUGGAGGAGAUCAUUCACAUUCUCGAGAUGGAGGGCAUUGCGGACGCCAUGAUCGGAACCACAGAGUCAGGUUUCGGUAUCUCGGUUGAGGAGCGCAAGCGUCUGACGAUCGGUGUAGAACUGGUAGCCAAGCCCAGGCUGCUGUUUUUAGACGAACCCACGUCAGGUCUGGAUGCUCAAGCUUCGUACAACAUUAUGCGUUUCAUGCGCAAACUCGCCAAUCAAGGACAAGCCAUUCUCUGCACGAUCCAUCAACCUUCUUCUCAGCUGUUUGAGUUCUUUGACGACCUGCUGUUGUUGGCCAAGGGUGGGCGGACCGUGUUCUUUGGCGAGCUCGGCAAGGAUUCGUCGCAACUGAUCCAGUACUUUGAGAUGAACGGUGCCCCCAAGUGCGCCGCAGACGCGAACCCGGCCGAGUACAUUCUGGAUGUGGUCAAUUCUAGGCACUCGGAUCUGGACUGGCCCGAGAUUUGGAACACGUCUCCCGAAAAGGAGCAGCUGCUCAAGGAUAUCCAGGAGACGCGUGCUUCAAUCUCUGCGACCGGUGUUGAUCACUCGGCCGAGCUCGAAUACGCGACCAACACACGCACACAGUUCAAGUACGUGCUCCGACGUAUGACCAGGACCUUCUGGCGUCUCCCCGGCUACAACCUAGGUCGGUUGGGGAUGCUGACGAUCUUUGCACUCCUGAACGGAUUCACGUUCUUUCGGUUGGGUCACAGCAUUGUGGACAUGCAGUCGCGCGUGUUUGUUAUUUUCCAGAUCUUGGUCAUGGCACCGCUGCUGUGCAACACGGUCGAGCCUCGGUUCCAGACUGAGCGACAGUGGUUUUUCCGAGAGAAGGCGGGAAAGUACUAUGACUGGAUUCCGUUUGCGGCGUCGAUCAUCUUGACGGAAUUGCCGUAUAUAAUCGUUACGUCGACAGUGUUCUUCCUGAUCCUGUACUGGACCGUGGGGUUUGUGACGAAUCCGCUGUCGACGUUCUUUACGUGGCUGAUGGUGAUUAUUUUUACGACCUUUGCGAUUACGUUGGGUCAGUGGAUCGCUGCGUGGACACCUUCGGCCCAGAUCGCGGCGCUGUUGAAUCCGUUUAUUAUCUCGGCACUGAACCUGUUCUGCGGUGUUGUCAUGCCCUAUGCAAGUAUGCCCGGAUUCUGGCGUUCCUGGCUCUACUGGCUUGAUCCGUACCGGUAUUUGGUAGAAGCACUGGUGACGACGCAGCUGUAUAAUGUACGGGUUGUAUGCGACAGUUCCGAGUAUAGAGCCUUCCAACCACCCGCAGGACAGACGUGCGGUGCCUAUGCGGCCGAGUUCCUCCAGCGUGCGUCGGGUUACCUCAGUAACCCGGAUGAGAGUUCAGACUGUCAGUACUGUCAGUAUUCGUACGGGCAGGACUUUUACAGGAACCUGAAUAUGGAUUUUUCACAUCGGUGGAGGAACCUGGGGAUUUCUUGUAUUUAUAUCGUCAGCAAUAUUGUCCUGAUCGUCUUGGGCGUCAGGUUCUUCAAGGGCGCGAAACGUUAG
This is a messenger RNA of Gamsiella multidivaricata, 4080 nucleotides long. Its product is annotated as ABC-2 type transporter-domain-containing protein. Gene Ontology annotation, molecular function: ATP hydrolysis activity; ABC-type transporter activity; ATP binding. Gene Ontology annotation, biological process: transmembrane transport. The coding region runs from base 1 to 4080 and encodes 1359 amino acids. Gene Ontology annotation, cellular component: membrane. The transcript has 8 exons. Lineage: Eukaryota; Fungi; Mortierellomycota; Mortierellomycetes; Mortierellales; Mortierellaceae. The record is from RefSeq and is a predicted model, not a curated record.